Vitrella brassicaformis is the source of this 5790-nucleotide messenger RNA. The record is from the annotation of a GenBank genome assembly. NCBI's taxonomy places the organism in Eukaryota, Vitrellaceae.
GGGAGCCCUUUUCGAUUUUCGUUGUGGGCAUCUUUGUCUUUGUCUUUGUGUGCGCAUGAGUGUGUGUGUGUGUCCCAACUGGGGGGCUGGCGGGUGCCUGGGAGAGUUAGAGUCACUCACUUACAUGUCAAUGUGAUGUGUGCGAAUCUCACAUACUAUCAUGUCAUGGUGGACCCAUACAUGGCGGACACACAGGGACGGACGGUUGGCCAUCCAUCCAUCCAUCCAUCCCUGGGGCAGCAUAUAUGAAUUUUUCGCCUCCUCUGCCUGCAGCUGAGGCUCGGGCUGGGCUGGGCUGGGUGGCUGGCAUGGCACACCACCCACCCACCCCACACAUGCGAAACGAAGGAGGUGGGGCGGUUUCAUCCGUGCCUUCUGCAGGCAGGCAGGCAUGCCUUCAUUCUUCAUUGCUUCCUUCAUUCAUUCAUUCAUUCACUCAUUCAUGGAGUGCUCUAGUGGUCGGAUGGGUAGCUAGCGCUCACAAGGGAGAGGGAGGUGUACAGCGGCAGGCAGGGAGGGAGGGACCGAGAGGCAGUUCAAGGACUGAGUGAGAGAUGAGCGAGUGUGUAGUCGACUGACUGACUGACUGACUGUGGUUUGGUUAAAGCAACACAAGACACGGCAGCCGUCAGAAAGACGAAUGGCUGGCUGGCUGGAUGGAUGGACGAUUCACCGACGGACACAGACAGACAGACAGACAGAGAAGGGCACGCGGCGCAUUGUUCUCGUCUGUCACUCACUCACCUACUGCACCUGCUCAGAUGAGGAGGAGAGUGAAUUUUCCGGGGCCGUGUGUGUUGGGUUCACUCACUGGACACUUGCUUACUUUGCUCAACCAUCUAAUGGUGCCUGAAUGACGCGACAAGAGAGAGCGGGCGAGGGAGGUGAGUCCAAGUUACUGCCUGCCUGCCUGUCCGUCUGUCUGUCUGUCUGUCUGUUUGUCCGUCUGUUUGUUUGCCCAACACAAUGACUGGUGCGUGUGGCUAUGCAUUGCACUGCAUUGCGUGUGUUGAAGAUCCAUCGACUCGAGAGGGGGGGAGGAAGGGAGGGAGGGAACUGGCUGCAUAGAUAUGUAACUGAUAUGUAACUGUAUAACCUGGUAUAAGAUGACCUGCGCUGCUCUGAACCAUCCAAUCCAUCCAUCCAACCGUGGCCCAUCUGCUGCUCGAUACCAUACCAUAGCAUAGCAUACAAUUGCCUGCUGUGGCUGUGCCUGCACACAUACACAUCCUGUCUGUCUCUGCACUGCCAUGGCUCUUUUGCUGCCUGCCUGCCUGCCAUGUUUUGCGCUGCCUUGUGUUGUGGUGCGUUGGCUGUCUGUACGUGUGUAUGUGUGUAUGUGUGUAUGUGUCACAUAGACACACACACACUCAUUGUUCAUUCCUUCAUUCCACUCACAUAUCCAUUCCAUUUUCCCUUUUUCGUUGAAUACUGGGCUGGGCUGCCCCCACUCAUUUCGCACAUACAUAACAUUCACUUAGUCAUUCCAUUCCAUUCCACAGACAGUCUGAUCGACCACUCUUUUUCGCAUUUGUCUUGGCUGUGUGUGUGCCUGCCUGGGUCCCAUUGAUUGCGUGCGUGUGCAAAGCGAGCGGGGGCAUAGUUUUGUUGAAUUCACAGCGAGCGAGCAACCCAAUUGACUGACUACCCACCCCCACACGUGUACAACGCCCGUGUACCCGCAUACAUUAGGUGUGCGUUGGUUGGUUCUCAUAAUUCAUUUUUCUCCUUCGGCCUGUGUGUGGUGUGGUGUGGUGUGGUGUGGGUAAGAGUGUGUGUGACGCACCGCACGCAGUGUGUGUGGCGUGUGCCAGGCCUACCGCGUGCGGUGCGUGUGUAAGCAAAGCAAGGCAAGGUGGUGUCUAUCUAUCUUAUCUAGCUGGAGCUCAGUCAUUACAUAACAUCAGUGAGUGGGUGCGUGUAGAAUAAUGGCUGGCAUGAGAGGGGGGAGGGGAGGGAGGGGGUGGGGCGAGAGAGAAAGACACGGAGGGAAGAGGGGAGGGCAGGUGAUACUGUCGAUGGACCUUCUAUCGCGAUGUGAGUGAUCUUCUGGUCUGUUUGAUCGGUGUUGGAUGGAACGGCCAUGUCAUGGUCAUGCCAUGCAUUCCUGGCUCGCCAUGAAUGACAUCGCCGUACGUACCGACACCCUCUGGACGGACAGACAGACACGCCGUACUAACGAACUGUACACAUGUAUACAAUACGCCUUGCUGCACAAAGCUUUAGCACUCGUAUGAUUCACACGUGCAGUGCAUGCAGCUCCAGAACGAUGCAGUGCAGAGGGAGGACAUCGUGUAUACGUAAAACAAUGACGUAUGCGAUGAAUUCAAUCGCUCAACAUCUCGAAGCUCGCAGUCUUUCUUUCAUGGAUUCCGUAGCCUUAACCAUCCGUCGUGCCCGUAGAUGUGGUGACCCUUCACUAGAUCUCAGCAACAAAGGUGAGAAAUCAGCCCUGGAAGGCCACAAAGAUAGCAUCUCUGUGCACCCCAGGUCUUGAGGCGCUCCCGGAUGAGCUAUUUCGCCUUGGCGGUCUCACACACCUCAACUUAUCCGGCAACAAGGUAGGUCACACAUUUGAUUGGUGAAGAAUCGCGUUUCUCCCCUUCGAUAUGCCGGCGUGCUGCCGUCCCAUCAGCUGCACAGUUUGGAUGGUCGUCUGGCGCAGCUGAGCGGGCUGAAGGUCCUGCUGGUCGACGACAACCAGCUCACACACCUGGAUGAGCCCCUGGUAUGUCAUCGAUGCGGUGCACACCGGAUACACUGCACCCCUACUUCUUUGCUUGUGACGAAUGUGUCAAUCAAUGCAGUUGAGGCCGCUGCCGUGUCUGCAGCGUGUGUCGGCCCGCGGCAAUCCGCUGGACGAUGCCUCACAGCAGCUGCUGACCCAGCUGGGCUAUAGCACCGUUGUCGAUAGCGAUACAGUAGAAGAGCUGGUGGAGUUGCCGCUGCCCGCCUCAAGACCUGUGCCGCCCAUGUCCGCCCCGGUGAGUGGUGUGGGUGGGUGGGCGAAUGUGUGCUGGCUGGAAUGCAUCUAUGCAUCUGAAUCUCUCAGAUGCAUGGCAUGGAUGGAUGCAUUUGUGUGCCGCUGUGGUGUGGUGUCUUCAGGGGGGUCGGCGGGCGCGCCCCGUGGCAGACUCUAAGCCGCUGGGCCUCAUGGUGGACGAUCGCAUUGACAUCGAUCGUUCGAGCCCCCUGCAGCCGUCCCUCCACCACCACCAGCAGCACCACCACCAGCCGCCCACCUCCUCCCCACCCCCCCUAUGGCUGCAAUCCACACCCCCAGCGGGAGGAGACGGCGCGACCACCAGCAACAGUGGCGGCGAUAGAGGCAAGCAGCUUGGCGGCCGUGUUGGUGUAGGUGGUGGGCUGGUGAUGGACGAGUCGCCGCGGAUGAAGGAGCUGGAGCAGCAGCUCGAGGUACCGUCGGUGGACAGGAGGGAGGGCACAUGCGUGGUGAUGGUCGUCAUCUGAUGGAUGUGUGGGUGUUGUUGGUCAGGACGAGCGGCGGAAGAACAAGCGCCUCACACAGGGUAGGUAAUGGGCGGGGGCGUGUUGAUCGUAUGGACGCAUCCCUAUUGCAAGCAGAGAUAAAGCGGCUGACGGAGCGUCUCCGGGAGCAGGACACAUCAGGCUUGGUCGGUAUAGCACACAAUACAUACCUCAGCACCCCAGACGAACACACAGAGGACAAUCGAUGUUUGCGAACACACAGGGGGGCAUUUCCUCCUUCACCUUUUCCGAGGUCACCCUGGGCAAAGUGAGUACAACACGGCUGGCACAAUGAGCAGAAAGACCCGGACGAUUGUGCGUAUCAGGUGGUGGCUCAGGGUGCGUUUAGCACUGUCCACGAGGGCGAGUGGAUGGGUGCGAGGGUAGCAGUAAAGAAGAUAUUCGACCCCAGCGGAUCCCAGGACGUCCGAGACGAACUGGUGGGGGUGGGGCGAAUGGCCACACACACACACACACACACAUACACACGCAAACACACACGUGUGUGUGGGGGGUUUUGUGUACAGACGACAGAGGUGGAUGUGUUGAGCCGCGUCCGGCACCCGCACAUCGUGCAGCUGAUGGUAGGGUGCGCAGCCAGCCAGCCAGCCAGCCAGCCAUAGAUGGUAUGCGUGGAUGCAUUUGUGGCUGCAGGCGUCGUGUUUGCAGUCCCCCACGGUGGGUCUAGUCAUGGAGCUCGUCGAGGCGGGAUCGCUCUACGACGCCAUACACACAAAUCGGUUGGUACACAUUGACACACACACACUCACGAGAGAGAGAGAGAGAGAGAGGAGAGAGAGUGAGGGUGAGAGUCGGCCAAGUACAUUCUCCCUCUCUCUCUCUCUCGCCCCCCGUCCCCCCGUCACUCCCCGCCCCGCCCGCAGGCAUCCUGCGUUGCGUGAGGUGAGUGUCCGUCUGCGCGUGGCGUUGGAGGUGGCAUCCGCCCUGGCCUACCUGCACCACAGAGGGGUCGUCCACAAGUCAGUCCACCAAGGGAGACAGACAGACGGACGGCUGGCUGGGAUGAUGCACUGGUGUGUGUCGUGCUGUUGUGUGGGUCACUCUCAUCUCAGGGACGUCAAGAGCUUCAACGUGCUGCUGACCCAGGGUAACUAAGUCCGGAACAUGCCAUUUGUCCAUUGGAUCUCUCCCCCCUGUGUGCCUUUGCGCAGACUUUCACGCCAAGCUCUGCGACUUUGGGCUAGCCAGACUGAAGGUCACACACACGCACACACGCCCGCCGAUCCAUUCAUUACAUGAGCACUCCUCUCUCUAUGUGUGCCUGUCUGUCUGUCUGUGUGUGUGUGUUGUAUCAGUCGACGCUCAACACGGGCCGUCUGCAGCACGCCGGCACGCCAGCCUACAUGGCCCCCGAGCUGUUUAGACAGGGACACUACACCGAGAAGGUCGACGUCUUCGCCUUCGCCGUCCUGCUGUGGGAGGUACGGCACGCGCGGCAUGGCAUCCAUGGCAUCCAUCCAUCCAUCCAUUGUGUGAUCAAUCGUGUGGAUGUCAUGCCAUGCGACACAUGGCAUGGGGGCGUUGGUGUCGGUCCUUUUUUCCUCGAUGGUUGGUUCAGUUGUUGACGCUCGAGGUGCCGUUUGAUGGGCUGGACGCCCUGCUGAUAAGGCCCAAGGUCGAGUCGGGGGCGCCGCUGCACGUGCCUUCAGCAGGUGGGUUUCGGGGGUGGGGGGAGGGCGGGGAGCCAGCACACACACACACACACACACAUUUCCUGUGCGGGUCGUGUGGGGUGCGGAUGUGUGUAUCUUCAAUCAAAUCAGGCUGUCCGCCUGACAUCCGGCAGCUGCUGCACGAGUGCUGGUAAAGUUGCAAAGCGGUGGAUGUGUGUGUAUUGCACUGCCCCCACUCCCUAUCUACUCUACUUGCUUGCACAUGUGUGGUGUGUAUGUCUGUGUCUGUGUCUCUCUGUCAGGUCGGUUGACGGCGACCAGCGCCCCCCGAUGGCCCAUGUAGUCGAGACGCUCAAGCGGUGCGUCCAGCAGUGAAUGAAUGAAUCCAUGCCAUCAAUCAGACUCGUUCGCCAUUGCGUAUGACUUCCGUUUCUGGUCUGCUUGGUUUGCCUUUCGGCGGUCUGUCCAUGGGAUGUCUCUCACGGUCAUUCAUCCCUUGUUUCCUUCCUGGCCAUGAAUGACAUCGCCAUGCCGACAGACACGCGGCCGAAUAGACAGACAGACAGACAGAAGACACACACAUACAGCGGAUUGGACUGAACGCCUCACGGACGGCUGCAUGAAUUCACUGCAUUCACUCACUGCAUGUGGUCCACAACGAGCAAAC